AUGGACGCCACGUGGAGUAAUUUCCUGUUCCAGACCCCGCCCCCCAGGCCCCAAACGGAUGGAACCAUCCAAUCAAGGUCCUGCUGCGGGCUCACGGAAACCGCACACAGCCCCCCUCUGGAGCACGUGGAGGAAACCCCGCCCUCCACGGUGGACACCGCCGCUCUGAGUGAGGACCCUGCGCCUGUGAAGCCGCUGGUGUCGCGCUCCUCCUCCGGACUACACAUCUGCUCCAUCUGCAGCAAAACGUUCAGAAACGGCUACAACCUGCGGCGGCACCAGGCCGUGCACACAGGCGUCCGCAUGAAGGACCGAGCCGCCCGCGGAGUGACCGGGGUCAAGGGUCAAGUCCCGCUGUCCCUGCUGCAGCUAAGCCCCGCCCCCCAGCCCCCCCUCGCAGACACGCAGGCCGAGACGUCAGCCGGCACCAUGACGACCGCCACCAUGGUGACCACGCAGACUCUGACCACAGCUGUGGUUGUUGCUGGGACGAUGGUCCAGGUAUCCCACGGUGCCGUGCGUAAGAACCACGCGUGCGAGGCGUGCGGCAAGGCCUUCCGUGACGUCUACCACCUGAACCGCCACCGGCUGUCCCACUCGGACGAGAAGCCCUUCAGCUGCCCCAUCUGCCAGCAGCGCUUCAAGCGCAAGGACCGCAUGAGCUACCACGUGCGCUCGCACCAGGGAGGCGUGGAGAAGCCCUACGUGUGUCCACACUGUGCCAAGGGCUUCUCCAGGCCAGAUCACCUGGUUUCCAGCCCGCGUCAGACGCGGGUGCACUCUGAGCGACCCUUCAAAAUUGCGGACCAGGGUGUGUUUUGA
Molecule: messenger RNA, 822 nt
Organism: Alosa alosa (allis shad)
Lineage: Eukaryota; Metazoa; Chordata; Actinopteri; Clupeiformes; Clupeidae
Gene: maza
Product: myc-associated zinc finger protein
Cellular component (GO): nucleus
Source: RefSeq, a predicted model, not a curated record